CUUGAAUUUAACAAUACUUUUACCGCCAAAACCUUUUAUCUUUCGCGCCACAUUCUGCUCUUCUUUCUUUUUAAGCUCUCCUUAAGCAAAUGUCUCGUGCUCACGGUUCUUUUGGAUGCUGCAUGCUCCUCGUCGAUGACUCGAGACGCAGGCGGCUUGCUGUUUGUCCCCAGUGUUUUUUCACAGAAGCCGAGCCAACUACUCAUCGAAUCUCCCCUGUAGUUCUCCGCAGAUUUUCCAACACCGUACAAGGGAGACCACGAGGGGGGAAUAGCCGCUGCCCUUCUCAAGAGCGGAAGCCUUUGGGCUUGCGUGUCAAUUAAGUUCCCGAGUUAGACGUCGAGCACCGAGACCGUUUUUGAUGGCUGUGUUUUGCGUUCUUUCUCCUCAAAUGUGAGUCCACGCGUGGCGCAUGUGCUAGUUGGAAUUCUCUACUUCGGGAGAUCAGGUAAUGUCUUUUGCGCAGCACUCUGUUCGUGACCCGGCACUGCUCGGUUCAUUGUCUUUAAAAGUCCUCAUUAAAAAAUGUUCAGUAAAAGUCGCCGAAAAGAAACGCCUUCCCACUCUCUCCCCAACUAGGGGCUUCCAAAAAGCUCUCCACGGGGGGCUAGGCAGAUCCCGGUAUGCUCAGAAUGGCUGGCUGUCGCGCGUGGCGAAACCCGGAGGGUUUUGCGCUCUUGUCUUGUUCAAAAAGCACGUUCUCGGUCUCGCAUGUGGGGGCCUCUCUGGUCUGUCGGAGAGAGGAGUGGGGAAAUCCUUCAAUCUCUGCUCAUGUUUUGUCUCAACUGGAUGUCGCUCCUCGCGCGUCCUGUCUGCGUCGUCUCCUCGCUGUCUCCGAACUCGUGAAGCCGCCUUGGUCUUCACCGGCGGCUUCUGCCACUCUUCCUCUGCUAGUCCUACCUUCUCGGUGGCUCUCCUGUUCUAUUCUUCCUCCUCCUCUCCCUCCUUCACCGUGUUGUUUGCUUCUGUCUCGCCGCCCUCGUCUCUGUCCGCUCUCAGCUUCUUUCUCUUCUGCGUCUGACGAGAGCUCCUCGCGGCGCCUGCCACGAGCUGUCUCUCGCUCCCGGUCUCUGUUUGCGGACACCCUUGCAGCAUGCGACACUUCUGACCAAGUUCUGCAGCUUCUCCGUGCAUCCGCGUCUCCUCCUGCGCCGAAUGCGUCUCCAGGACGCUCGUGUUCGCCGGCGGUUUGUCCCUCUACGGUGAUGCUUCUGCCUGAGGACUGUCUAGCCUUUCUGAAUGCUCUCCUCCGCGUCCAACAUGUGAAACGAAGUGGCCCGGACUUCAUCUUUUUCUGUGACGCGCUGGAGAACGCCCUUUCGCGGCUGAACGCCACGGCGGAGCGCGAGCAAACGGAGGACCGCGAGGCCAGAGAGAGGCAGCAUCUCGAGCGGUGUCUCUACGCCUCUCUGCAAGGGUGCGAAACGAAGAGACCUAGUCGCGAAGCAACCUCGGAGGCGCGAAGCAAGACAUCCUCUCUCGCAUUUAAAGAUGAACGUCGAAGGGGGAAAACGGGAGCAGAACGAGGCAAAUUCGUUCGGGCGGUCCUGCUAAAACUCGCCGACCUCAAGGCCCCACUCGCCUUCCAACGCAUGACCCCGUACUUGGAGCCACAUCUUCCGUGUCUGUCGGCCUUCGACGUCGCGGAGUGCCUUUGGGCGUUUGCCACCCUGCAGCCUCCGGACUGGCGAGAAAAGAAUGGCCAUCUUGUCCGGCGGCUUGUCGAGCGUCUGCUGGAACCUCGUGGCGAAGCGGCAGCGAGGGUGGGAGAUGAAAAUGGCGGCGACUUAGAGUUGAGAAGAAAGGCGAAACGGCCCACGGCGAGCUGGUCCACAACUGACGCUGGUGGAGUCUCCGACGCUCGAAACGCGUCUUCUGGCCCUUCUGAUCGCACUCCUGAUUUGGCGCUUUAUGCCGACUCCCCACAGGCCGGGCUUGCCUUGCUGCACCGAGGGACACAAAGCCUGAUACAAUCAGGCAAACAGACAAAGCGAGGGGAGACAGAGCCCUCGAGUUCUACAGGCCGCGACGGGGGGCUGCUGUCCGCGGACCUGCUGCGGCAAGUGCCGUUGGAGGCGCCAGCCGAGAAGAAGAAGGGAGAACAGCUGCUGUGGGUCCAGGCGGACACGCGAAACGGCAUCUUGGGUAAAGGAAGACAGGGGGUACAGAGCGAAGCCAAAAGCGACGACGGAGUCGAGGGCCCUUUGCUUCUCGACAGCCUGUCCAAUCUAAUGGUGUACCGAGUCACUUUUGGCCUUGCGAAACUUGACUUCCGCUGCCGGCUGUCGCAGCAGGUCUUCCAAGCUCUCGCCCCGAAAAUUCGUAGCGCGCUCACGUCAGAAGAGUCUGAAGCUUUUCCGCCAAGGUAUCUUGUCCGUCUAGCUUGGUCCUACGCUCGUCUCCGAGUGCGAGACGUGCCUCUCUUCGCCGCAUUUUCUCGUCAACUUUCGGAAGCGGUUGACGAACUGGAAUAUGAAGAGUUGAAGGUGGUGAAGCAUGUCUUCGAGGCUCUUGAAUUCUGGGAUAGACGCCUUCUUGGCGCUGUCGACGAACUUCUGCGGCAGCUUCACGAACUAGGACCGGACGAAAGUCUCCACCGGCCACGCACCAAGCCGUGGAAGAACAGACCUCGCCGGGUGACCCUUGCGGAUCCAGUCGUGCCCAGCAGAAAACGCCCCUGA
Molecule: messenger RNA, 2681 nt
Organism: Toxoplasma gondii ME49
Lineage: Eukaryota; Apicomplexa; Conoidasida; Eucoccidiorida; Sarcocystidae
Exons: 7
Coding region: 624-2681 (685 amino acids)
Source: RefSeq, a predicted model, not a curated record